Messenger RNA from Oncorhynchus masou masou (cherry salmon), 810 nucleotides. RefSeq names its product myosin-13. The record is from RefSeq and is a predicted model, not a curated record. The transcript is spliced from 8 exons. Gene Ontology annotation, cellular component: myosin complex; cytoplasm; actin cytoskeleton. Gene Ontology annotation, biological process: vesicle transport along actin filament; actin filament organization. Gene Ontology annotation, molecular function: actin filament binding; ATP binding; microfilament motor activity. Lineage: Eukaryota; Metazoa; Chordata; Actinopteri; Salmoniformes; Salmonidae.
AUGAGCUGGGAUUGAGAAAUGUCCAUCUUCGGGCCUGCUUCCCAGUACCUGAGGAAGUCAGGGAAGGAGAGGAUUGAGGCUCAGUCUACGCCCUUUGACACCAAUACAGCCUGUUCCGUCAGUGAUGACAAAGAGCUCUAUGUAAAGGGGCUCGUCUAGAACAAAGACGGCGACUAAGUCACCGUCCAGACCCUGGAUGACAGAGUAGUCAAGGAGGACCAAGUCUUUCCAAUGAACCCUCCCAAGUUCGAUAAAAUGGAGGACAUGGUUAUGAUGACCCACCUCAAUGAGCCCUCUGUGCUGUAUAACCUCAAAGAGCGUUAUGCAGCAUGGAUGAUCUAUACCUACUCUGGGCUGUUCUGUGUGACUGUGAACCCCUAUAAGUGGCUCCCGGUCUGUAACCCAGAGGUGGUGAGCACCUACAGAGGGAAGAAGAGGAUGGAGGUUCCACCUCCUAUUUUCGCCCUCUCUGAUAAUGCCUAUCAGCUCAUGCUAACAGAUCGGGAACAUCAGUCUAUCCUAAUCACUGGAGAAUCCAGUGUAGGCAAGACUGUAAACACCAAAUGUGUCAUCCAGUACUUUGAGACAAUCGCAGUGUCUGCGGACCAGAAAAAAGAACCAGUCAGCAAGAUGAAGGGAACCCUGGAGGAUCAAAUCAUCCAGGCUAACCCUCUGCUGGAGGCUUUUGGGAAUGCCAAGACGGUGAGGAAUGACAACUCCUCUCGCUUUGGAAAAUUCAUUAGAAUACACUUUGGUACAACAGGUAAACUGGCCUCGGCAGAUAUUGAAGUGUUGUUUGAUUCCAAAUGA